Chrysemys picta bellii (western painted turtle) is the source of this 2106-nucleotide messenger RNA. Its product is annotated as chitinase-3-like protein 2. The record is from RefSeq and is a predicted model, not a curated record. Gene Ontology annotation, cellular component: extracellular region. Lineage: Eukaryota; Metazoa; Chordata; Testudines; Emydidae. Gene Ontology annotation, molecular function: chitinase activity; chitin binding. Gene Ontology annotation, biological process: chitin catabolic process; carbohydrate metabolic process.
AUGAACACCAUAGAAAAGGCCGUGAGGAAAUUAAUAAUUCUCUAUUCAGAGCAAGGUUUAGCUGCCUUCCUCUUUCUUCAGUGCGAUUCUGCCUAUAAGCUGGUUUGUUACUUCACAAACUGGGCCCAGGACAGGACAGGCGAGGGGCACUUUGUCCCUGAUUACAUCGACCCACAUCUCUGCACCCACCUCAUUUAUGCCUUUGCCAACAUAAGCGAAAAUGAGAUCACUACUCCAUAGAACGACGCCAUACACUAUGAAACUUUCAAUGGACUGAAAAGCAGGAAUCCUAGCCUCAAGACCCUCCUGUCCAUUGAUGGAGGAAAAACGGGUUCCGACAGCUUUUCCACAAUGGUGUCUUCUCCAGCCAAUCACUGGACAUUUAUUCGCUCAGUGAUAGAAUUCCUGAAGAUGAACAAAUUUGAUGGCUUCAAUCUCUAUUGGAUCUAUCCAGAGGGGAAGAAUAAAGGAUAUUUCACUAGCUUGAUCCAGGAGAUGGCAAAAGCAUUUCAGGAGAAAGCUCAAAAGACAGGGAAGCAGAAGCUUAUACUGAGUGCAACAGUGGGAGCUGUGAGGGAGCUAGUCGAUGCAAGCUAUGAAAUCGACAAAAUCUCAGAGGCUGUAGAUUUCCUUAACCUCUUGACCUUUGACUUCCAUCGUUCCUGGCAAAAAGUCACAGGACAUGUCAGCCCAUUUCUCCAGGGUAAAGAAGACUCCAAAUCCUCUUCUUAUUAUAAUGUUGACUAUGCUGUGAGAUACUGGAGGAGCAAGGGUGCCCCAGCUGAGAAGCUCAUCAUGGGAAUCCCCACCUAUGGAUGGUCGUUCACCCUCUCCUCCUCCAGGACAGGCAUCGGUGCGCCCAUCUCUGGGCUUGGAUCACCCGGCCCAUUCACUCAAGAGGCAGGAUUAUUGGCCUAUUAUGAGAUCUGUACUUUUACACCAGGUGCCACCACCGAGCAGAUUGUGGAGCAAGAGGUCCCAUAUUCCUACAAAGGAAACCAGUGGGUAGAGUAUGAUGACAAGCAAAGCAUUACAACCAAAGUUCAGUAUUUGAAGAAUAAGUUGGGAGGUGCCAUGAUUUGGGCAGUGGACCUGGAUGACUUUGAUGGCUUGUUCUGCAGCCAGAAGAAACCAUAUCCUGUAAUAGGAACUGUGAAAGCAAAGCUGAGCUCCGGCAAUUGAGCCGGCAGAGUAUGAAGCUAUGAAUGCACUACGAGGAAGACCGUCUCACUUUCUUUCUUUGGAUGGGGAAAGAGUUUGAAGACAUGCUGGGGAACGUUCAUGCAGCUCAAAAAUAACACUCGUGUGUGGCAUACCCGCUCUCUUUCACCAGCACAUCCACUGGUGGUUUCCUCUCCUCUCGUUUUGUAAUAAAGCCAUGGACAACAGGGCCCCUUCACCUCAGAAUUGCCCAAGGCAGAGAGCACCACAAACACCCUCCUCACUCUUUUUCACCUUACACUGUGAAUUGUGUCACCCAAGUGAACCAAAACAAUGGGAGUGAAAACUAUUUAAAUGAAGCAAUAGGAAAGGAGAUGGACUGCCCCCCUCCCCGCCUACCCCUCUUUCUUCCUCAGAAAUAAUGGUGGGUAAAAUGUCCACCUCAAGCCUCCAACACAGAAACGCACAAGAAUCAAUUGUAAAUGGAGCAGGAACCUCCAGCUCUGUAAACACAAGCUCAUUAAGGGCUGAAGCAGUCUGAUUAUCACAUCCCAAGCCCCAUUAUUAUUUGCCCCCUCCCCCGCAGAUAAGCUUCAUUGCCUCUCUGCAAUUUGGGGUUACUCCACAGCUGGCCCAUAACUAUAUCUUAUCAAGGUCUUCAGCAUAAUCUUAUCCUGGUCGAUUCAGUGAAUGCUUGGGAAGAGAUUUCCAAAGGCAAAGGAAUGUUGGCAGUUCCCGUUCCCCAGUACCGAUUCCAUUGAAAGCAGUGGCUAAUCAGUCUCCUUCUAGAGCUCAGGAGGUAAGCAGCUAGCAGGCUACUGGUAAAACAGGGAUAUGGCUCUCUGUGUUCAGUAUAUCAAAGAUCUAUGGAGCAGUCACCCACUAGCAAACUAUAAUUCACCUGGGGGAAACCGUAUGUCAUAUUAACCUCUUCUGGUUGCCAGU